Messenger RNA from Orycteropus afer afer, 228 nucleotides. The record is from RefSeq and is a predicted model, not a curated record. NCBI's taxonomy places the organism in Eukaryota, Metazoa, Chordata, Mammalia, Tubulidentata, Orycteropodidae.
AUGUCUUACUACCAGCAGCAGUGCAAGCAGCCCUGCCAGCCACCUCCUGUGUUAUGCCCACCUAAGUGCCCUGAACCAUGUCCACCUCCAAAGUGUCCUGAGCCGUGUCCACCUCCAAAGUGCCCAGAGCCAUGCCUGCCUUGCCCUCCUCAGCCAUGCCAGCAGAAAUACCCUCCUGUGCAUCCACCCCAACCUUGCCAGCAGAAGUGCCCACCCAAGAACAAGUAA